Solanum stenotomum is the source of this 1464-nucleotide messenger RNA. RefSeq names its product glutamine synthetase cytosolic isozyme 1-1. The record is from RefSeq and is a predicted model, not a curated record. The transcript is spliced from 12 exons. NCBI's taxonomy places the organism in Eukaryota, Viridiplantae, Streptophyta, Magnoliopsida, Solanales, Solanaceae. Gene Ontology annotation, cellular component: cytoplasm. Gene Ontology annotation, molecular function: glutamine synthetase activity. The coding region runs from base 145 to 1215 and encodes 356 amino acids.
AGUUUUAUACAACCAACACUCUCUCUAGCUGCCUAUAAAAACAGAGGAAACUGCUUCUCUUUAUCUUCACCUCUGCUUAUACAAAUUAAUUAAAUUCUCUCAUUCAACAAAUUCAAACUUGUGAAUUAUUAUUAUUUUCACAUAAUGGCUCAUCUUUCAGAUCUUGUCAAUCUCAAUCUCUCUGAUUCCUCUGACAAAAUCAUUGCUGAAUACAUAUGGAUUGGUGGAUCAGGAAUGGAUGUAAGGAGCAAAGCCAGGACUCUAUCUGGUCCUGUUGAUGAUCCUUCAAAGCUUCCCAAAUGGAAUUAUGAUGGUUCUAGCACAGGUCAAGCUCCUGGAGAAGACAGUGAAGUGAUCCUAUAUCCUCAAGCAAUUUUCAAGGAUCCAUUCAGGAGGGGCAACAAUAUCUUGGUCAUCUGUGAUUGUUACACCCCAGCUGGUGAACCAAUUCCAACAAACAAGAGGCACAAUGCUGCUAAAAUAUUUAGCAACCCUGAUGUUGUUGUUGAGGAACCAUGGUAUGGUCUUGAGCAAGAAUACACCUUGCUACAAAAGGAAAUUAAUUGGCCUCUUGGAUGGCCUAUUGGUGGUUUUCCUGGACCACAGGGACCAUACUACUGUGGAAUUGGAUCUGGAAAGGCUUUUGGACGCGAUAUUGUUGAUGCUCAUUACAAGGCAUGUAUCUAUGCCGGGAUUAACAUUAGUGGUAUCAACGGAGAAGUGAUGCCUGGACAGUGGGAAUUUCAAGUUGGACCUUCAGUUGGCAUUGCAUCAGGUGACGAGUUGUGGGCAGCUCGUUACAUUCUCGAGAGGAUUACAGAGAUUGCAGGAGUUGUCGUGUCAUUCGACCCCAAACCUAUUCCGGGCGACUGGAAUGGUGCAGGAGCGCAUACAAAUUACAGUACCAAGUCCAUGAGGAAUGAGGGAGGGUAUGAAGUUAUCAAGAAGGCUAUUGAGAAGCUUGGACUUAGGCACAAGGAGCACAUUGCAGCAUAUGGUGAAGGCAACGAACGUCGUCUCACUGGAAGACACGAAACAGCUGACAUCAACACGUUCAAAUGGGGUGUUGCAAAUCGUGGUGCAUCCAUUCGUGUGGGAAGAGACACAGAGAAGGAAGGCAAGGGAUACUUUGAGGACAGGAGGCCUGCAUCGAACAUGGAUCCAUACAUCGUGACCUCUAUGAUCGCGGAGACUACCCUCCUGUGGAACCCUUGAACGCGUAUUGGAUGAAUAUUCUCAGGUGCAACAUAGGGAGAAAGAAUUGAAUUUCUUAAUUAACAACCCUUUCCUCACAUGUCCUUAAGAGAGUUAUGUAGCUAGUCAUUUUGAUAUAUUAUGUUGUUUUCUAAGUUUCAAUUUGUAUUGUACUCAGCAAGCCUGAGUUCAUUGCCAACAUGAUUUGGCAAUGUUGUUAAAAAUAAGAGUUUUAAUCUUAUUAAUAACAAUAUGGAAGGGUUUAACUUA